This is a messenger RNA of Drosophila erecta, 2157 nucleotides long. RefSeq names its product homeotic protein proboscipedia (gene pb). Lineage: Eukaryota; Metazoa; Arthropoda; Insecta; Diptera; Drosophilidae. Gene Ontology annotation, biological process: regulation of DNA-templated transcription. The record is from RefSeq and is a predicted model, not a curated record. Bases 1 to 1692 code for a protein of 563 amino acids. Gene Ontology annotation, molecular function: DNA-binding transcription factor activity, RNA polymerase II-specific; DNA binding. The transcript is spliced from 10 exons.
AUGGUCAACAAGAUGACCCCGAACUGUGAUAAACGGAGCGCGGACACGGCCUAUUGGAUGACAGCAUCCGAGGGCGGGUUCAUCAAUUCGCAGCCGUCGAUGGCUGAGUUCCUCAACCACCUGAGUCCGGAGAGUCCCAAAAUUGGAACACCUGUUGGAUCCGGCGCCAUCGGCGGAGUGGGCGUCAACGUUAACGUUAAUGUCGGCGUCGGAUAUCCGGUUGGCGUUGUCCCUCAAACGCCGGAUGGAAUGGACUCUGUGCCGGAGUAUCCCUGGAUGAAGGAGAAGAAGACAUCCCGCAAAAGCAGCAACAACAACAAUCAGGGUGAUAACUCCAUUACUGAAUUCGUUCCAGAAAACGGCCUGCCCCGACGACUCCGCACCGCGUACACCAAUACCCAGUUGCUGGAGCUGGAAAAGGAAUUCCAUUUCAAUAAAUAUUUAUGCCGCCCAAGGAGGAUCGAGAUAGCAGCCAGCCUGGACCUUACGGAGCGGCAGGUAAAAGUUUGGUUCCAAAACCGCCGCAUGAAGCACAAGAGGCAAACGCUCUCGAAAACCGACGACGAGGACAACAAGGACAGCCUCAAAGGUGACGAUGAUCAGUCCGUUUUACUUUUCGACUCCAAUUCAAAGAAAUCGUGUCAAGGCUGCGAACUGCCCUCCGAUGAUAUACCCGAUUCCACGUCAAAUUCCCGUGGACACAACAACAACACGCCGAGCGCAACCAACAACAACCCAAGUGCUGGAAGCCUGACUCCAAACUCGUCCCUGGAAACGGGCAUCUCCUCGAACCUGAUGGGCAGCACCACCGUAUCCGCCUCAAAUGUGAUCAGCGCCGACUCCAGUGUGGCAUCUAGUGUGAGCCUCGAUGAGGACAUUGAGGAGAGCCCCAUCAAGGUGAAGAAGAAAGACGAUGGUCAGGUCAUCAAAAAGGAGGCGGUAUCCACCUCGUCGAAGGCGUCGCCCUUUGGCUAUGAAAACUCCACUCCCAGUCUGGUCAGUUUUCGACGGGAUUCAGAUGCCGCCGCCGUCGGAAAUGCACCCACCAGCAAGGCGCACCAGCAGCAGCAGCACCACCAAAACCAUGUAGCCGACUUUGAGGCGCCAGUCAACGGACCCAGCAACUUCAACAAUGGCGCCUACUACGACAACAUGAGUUUUCAACAACAGGCGCAGGCUCACCAGCACCAAACGGUGGUCUUCCAACAGCAGCAGCCACACCAGCCAGCGGCGAUUAACCACCAGCACAUGCACCACCUGGGAACUGGGGAGACAUAUAGUGCUCUAGGGCUGCAGAUGGAGAACUGCGAGGGCUACAACAGCUUUGGGGCCGCCGGCAGCAGUGGUGGGUACUACGAGGCGGGUCAGCAACCUCCUGUUCCGGCCGCCCACGGCCAUGGACACCAUCCCCACCACGUGCAGGUGCCGGCUCAGGCGCAUGCACACAUCCACGCCCACCACAAUUCUGCGGCGAUUCCCGGAGGAGUGGGAGUCGGACCGCCACCCUCGCACAUCCACGGAUUCGCCAUCAAUGGGGGACCGACUGGUCAGGGCCAGGGAUUCGGGAACAACGGAAGCACUGCAGCUGGGACCGCGGCGAUCAGUGGGCUGGAGAACUCCAAUAGCUCGGACUUCAACUUUCUGAGCAACCUGGCCAACGACUUUGCGCCCGAGUACUACCAACUCAGUUAGUUCAUGUAGGAACCGAGCCAGAGGCCUGUGUAAAUAUUUGCUAGCCUAAUUCGACGCGUGGGCGUGAGUCUUGUAAUUCUAUUCAGUGUCGUAGCGUCGUAAGCACUUUGUCCUUAGCACAUAUCUGUACAUAAUAAGCUAUUCCUCUUUUUAGUCUAAUCAAAUCCAAACUGUCCUGAUUUUCUAUUGGCUUCAAGUCAAAUGAUGCUCUAUCUUAAAAUUCCAUUUAGAACUACAGAACAGACAACAAAAUUGUAAAUAGUUAGAAAAAUUGAACGGCUUUCGCAGAAGUCUACAUCAAUGAAUAUAAAUUACCGAAUUGUCUUUGAUGAACUGGGUUUUGUAUAUAUCUGAAGUAGCUUUAAUCAAAAACGUAAACAAACUGUCAAUAAACCGAAUGUAAAAUUAUAACUAAAUGUUUGGAUCGCUCUCAGUCCAAGUGCAAUGUCUUAAUGAAAAAAUUUA